AUGUCUUUAUUGCAGAAUGGAAACCCAUUGGAUGAUAAAAUAUCAGUUGAACAAGAAAAUGAGGGGAGCUUGCCAUCAGUUAAUGCAAUGAUCAUUGAAAAACCACAAAAAGCAGCUGAAGGCCAUGUGCAAAGAAUGAUUCUUGGGCCUAAGCGUUCGAUUGAUGCUAUUAGCAACAACAUUCGUAUAGAGCAGCUGCAUACUAGAAAUGGAUAUGUGGGAUCUCCAAAUGUUGUCGAUCAUGUUCAUAAUAUUAUAAGCAAAGGAAGUCGAUAUUUCAAUAACGGUACGACAAGUAAAACUGUCCAGCCUGUUCCUGUGUAUGUCUUAGAGAGACUAGCAAAGUCGUCAGAUAAGCCAUAUGAAAAAGGACAGGAAGAAGCCGACAGUGUCAAGAAUUUGAAUGGAUUUGUUAAGCUAGAUACAAUUCAUCAGGGAAAUAAUGAUCCUUUUAUUCAAACCUUUAAAAACGAUACAAAUGCAUCAAAAUGGCGAGAUUUUUUAGGGACAGUCGCUAUUCCUUCGUUAAAGUCUGAACAGGGAGAAACAACUGGCUCAAAUACUAUACUUGAUGGUUACAGAUUAGAUGAUAAAUGGAAAGGAGAAUCACGUUUAGUGCGAUGCUUCCAAAAAUCGUCCACUCUUUCAAGUGCAGAUUACGAUUCGUUUAAGGAGAGUUAUGAUUUGGAAUCAAAUGAUUCGGAUGAUGAUGGAAGUAUAUCCCAUAAUAAAAGGAGACACGUGUAUAUGAGCGCAAAAGAGAGACGACAACAUUAUAAAGAAAGAGCCAGAUACUGGAUACAGGAAAAUCGAAAGAACUGGAAACCGAGACUGGUGGAAUCCUUGCUCUCAAAUGCAUAUGUUCCUUUAGCCUUCCGUCUUAUCACUUUGGCUUUAACCGUAAUUACACUUGGAUUGGGCGGAAAUUUGGUAAAAUUGGGCACCCACAAAGGUAAUUCGAUUUCACCAUCACCUGUUAUGACUGUCUGUGUUCAAUCAAUUGCCGUGUUCUAUAUAUUGUACACGACAUAUGAUGAGUUCACUUCACAGCCUCUCGGGCUUAGGAACCCUACGGCCAAAAUCAGACUCAUUCUUCUUGACCUACUGUUUAUUAUUUUUAAUUCGGCAGAUUUGGGAUUAGCGUAUCAAGAAUUGUUCGAUUCGUCUGGAAUCUGUCAAUCUACCAGUACUGAGGACUUGCCUAUAACUCGUGGUACUAUAUGUGACCGUCAAAGAGUACUCACUGCUUUUCUAUUUCUCAUUCUAGUUUCCUGGUGUGUCACGUUUACUAUUGGAGUCUUCAGAGUUGUGCAUGUUGUCACGGAUGCACGCAAUAGAAACUGA
This is a messenger RNA of Brettanomyces bruxellensis, 1344 nucleotides long. RefSeq lists its product as uncharacterized. Lineage: Eukaryota; Fungi; Ascomycota; Pichiomycetes; Pichiales; Pichiaceae. Gene Ontology annotation, biological process: positive regulation of catalytic activity. The record is from RefSeq and is a predicted model, not a curated record. Gene Ontology annotation, cellular component: cell periphery; fungal-type vacuole. The transcript has a single exon. The coding region runs from base 1 to 1344 and encodes 447 amino acids.